AUGCCAAACAGACAAGGUUCGGGUAUCACAAUCCCUCAGAAUAACUCAUUGCCCCAAUUGAUGCCCAGGUUUCCAACCUUCUUGGGUCCAUCGCUCAUCCAACCAAUUCCCGGGGCGAUUGCGAAUACUGCUGCUCCGAGUGCAGCAAGUAUUGCAUCUCUAAUUGCACCUUGUCUACAGCGUGAAUUUUUUGUCGAGUGGAGAAUGAACUGCUGCAUAUGUGGCUCUGAGUUGAAUAGCCUGCAAGACUGGCAGACGCAUUUCGCUUCCCAACACGUCGGUAUCAGUCCGGUAAGUGGUCAUUGA
Molecule: messenger RNA, 306 nt
Organism: Protopolystoma xenopodis
Lineage: Eukaryota; Metazoa; Platyhelminthes; Monogenea; Polystomatidea; Polystomatidae
Source: the annotation of a GenBank genome assembly